Messenger RNA from Didymodactylos carnosus, 813 nucleotides. NCBI's taxonomy places the organism in Eukaryota, Metazoa, Rotifera, Eurotatoria, Philodinida, Philodinidae. The record is from the annotation of a GenBank genome assembly.
AUGAUAUUUUUCGAACGAUAUCAUGAAUUAGAUAAACGUACUCGCGAUCUUGAACAUUCUAAUAAUGAACUAAAACAAUUGAAUAGUCAAUUAGAAAAAGAUAUUCUCAGUUUUGGUGGCGUUAGCGAUUUAUUUCGUCGAAGUCCAGAAGGACAAACAAGUGAUCAUAGUGAAAAAGAAAUAAUUAAUGAUGUUCUCAAUAAUUCACCAACAGAAAUCAAUGUUAAACAUUUCGCUCCAAAAACGAAGCAAUCAACAUCAUCAUCAUCUGAUGAGACUCUGACAGCUAUUGUUAUCAGUCAACGAGAAAGAUUUCGUAUAAGAAAUAUUGAAUUAGAAGGGGAAAAUGUUUCGUUAAAACAACAAAUUGGUCUAUUUCAAAAUGAAGUUGAUCAACUAAGAUCUGAUAAUAUUAAAUUAUAUGAAAAAAUAAAAUUUGUUCAAAGUUAUCCUCGAGCACGUGGCGCAGAUGAAUCGGUUGAUAAAUAUUCAGGUGGUUAUGAAGCACAACUUGAUCCAUUUACAAGAUUUACAAAAAAUGCACAACAGAAGAAAUAUGAAUCGUUAAAAUUACACGAAAAAUUUGCAUUGAAUUUCGGUCAUUUCAUUUUAUCAAGUCAUCAAAGUCGAACGUUUUUUGUAAUCUAUUUUAUUCUUGUACAUGUGCUCAUAUUUUUGUCUUUGUACAGAAUUGUUCAUGUCGGCUCAUCUGUUAGAGAUUUGUCUCAAGAAUGUUUUGAUAAAUUUCGAGAUCAUAUGGCUGGUGUUCACGGGCAAAAAGAUUUUCAAAUAGAUCCAGCACAUCGACAUUAA